CUCAGGCUCCCUCCUUCCCUCCCUCCGUCGUCCGUUAAUGGCCGCCGCCGUGAGCCUCGAUGCUGAGGUACCUGUCCUGGGGACACAGGGUGGUGUUCCACUCACGCUUCUCUAGGGUCAAGCUUUCCAAGUGCUGUCUAUUUACAAUGCAACUGCAAUCACCGGAGUUCCAGGCACUGUUCACCCAAGGACUGAAGAGUGUGGCAGAGAUAUUUGUUAAAGGAAAUCACGAAAUAAGAAUAGCCGGAGGAGCUGUACGGGAUUUGUUAAGGGGAUUGCCGCCACAUGAUGUGGACUUUGCCACUACUGCGACCCCUGAUCAAAUGAAGAUGAUGUUCAUGUCUGCUGGUGUUCGGAUGAUCAAUCACAAAGGAGAAAAUCACGGUACCAUUACUGCCAGACUUCAUGAAGAAAACUUUGAAAUUACUACUCUUCGGAUUGACGUCACGACCGAUGGAAGACACGCCGAAGUAGAGUUCACGAAUGACUGGGAAAAAGAUGCUGGACGCAGAGAUCUCACCAUAAACUCUAUGUUUUUAGGCUUUGAUGGUACCCUGUAUGACUACUUCAACGGUUAUGAAGAUUUAAAAAAUAACAAAGUUCGAUUUGUUGGAUUCCCAAACAAAAGAAUUCAGGAAGAUUAUCUACGGAUUUUGAGAUAUUUCAGGUUCUUCGGAAAAAUCGCCGAAAACCCUGGUGGCCACGAUCCUGACACGUUAAAAGCCAUUAAGGGAAAUGCGAAAGGAUUGGCUGGAAUAUCAGGAGAGAGGAUUUGGGUGGAGCUGAAAAAAAUUCUUGUUGGUAAUCACGUAGAGCACUUGGUUCGACUUAUGUACGAUCUGGACGUGGCUUAUUAUAUAGGGUUGCCUACUGAUGGGAAUUUAGAAGAAUUGGACCAAGUGUGUAAAAACACUCGGAAUCUUUCUGCAAGUCCAAUAACCGUUUUGACUUCAUUAUUCAGAGAUCAGGAUGAUGUCAUAAAACUUGAUUUCAGGUUGAAGGUUUCCAAACAAGAAAAAAAUCUGGCUCUGUUCCUGCUGAAGCACAGGAAAGAUUUAAUUAAAGCUGCUGACAGUUCUGAACCACUCAGACCAUUUCAGGAUUUCAUUUUAGAUUCGAGAGACCCUGGUACAACUGAGAGAAUUCAUGAACUUCUGAAAUACCAAGGAGAGGGGGCUCUUCUAAAGGAGAUGCAGAGCUGGUCUGUCCCUCUAUUUCCAGUAACUGGCCAUGAUAUUAGAAAAAUGGGAAUUUCUUCAGGAAAAGAAAUUGGUUCGAUAUUACAGCGGUUGAGAGAACAGUGGAAGAAGAGUGGAUACCAAAUGGACAAAGAUGAGCUUUUGUGUUUGAUAAAGGACUGAAAUAGAAAUCUAGUAAACUGCGCUAAUGCUCCUAUUUGGUGGGGGUUGUUUGGGCUUUUUUUUUUUUUUUUCCAUUUUUCUUACAGUGAGAUGAGGAAAUUUAAUAUGUGUCUAUUAUGUGAAGAGUAAAAGUGCGUUUCAUCACUUCUGACAAGUAGAAUUAUGUGGUAUGCUCCAUCAGGUGAUUUAAUUCUAUUUCCAGCUACCAAAAAGAAAAGAAGUACCUCCUCUUCUUUCAUAUGUCGAUGUAAAUGUUAAUUAUGUACUGUUUAACUUUGAAUAAUUCCCAACCUAAGUUGUGUUUGAAUAGAACAAGACAUUUUUUUUUUGAAAAAAAUCUAACUAGUUCUACGGUGGUUAUAAUUGGCUACACAUUCAGUUUAAAAUUCUUGUGGCAUUUUAUCAUUGCCUGCUUAAAUAAUUUAUUCCCCGAAGAGUAGUGAAAUUGGUAAACUUGCAUAGGCAAAAAAGUUAUACAUGUUAAAAUGAUUACUUUGCCUGCAGUUACAUUUUGGAGUUGUAGCAAUCUUUCAUCUUAAUUCCAAAAUAAACUUGAGCUUGAAAGGGAAA
Messenger RNA from Tachyglossus aculeatus (Australian echidna), 1931 nucleotides. It is a transcript of the gene TRNT1, whose product is annotated as tRNA nucleotidyl transferase 1. NCBI's taxonomy places the organism in Eukaryota, Metazoa, Chordata, Mammalia, Monotremata, Tachyglossidae. Bases 60 to 1361 code for a protein of 433 amino acids. The record is from RefSeq and is a predicted model, not a curated record. Gene Ontology annotation, biological process: RNA processing. The transcript has 8 exons. Gene Ontology annotation, molecular function: nucleotidyltransferase activity; RNA binding.